GAGCUGGGCUCGGCGCGUGAUAGCGCACGCUCUCCUCCGCUGCCGCUCUCAUUCCACUCGUGCGCUACUCGCGAGAAGACAACGUGCGGUCGUUUAGCCGUGUGCCGAUCUUCAAUUCGCUCUCGGGACAGCGUCUCUUGAAUUGUACCUCCGAUCGUACCGCCGAGAAGACCCGCAAGGAAUCGAAGAUGCAUAGACUACCUUCCAUGUGGAGAGGAGCGGCUCUGCUCCAGUUGCAGGCGCGUACUUACGCCAAAGAUGUGCGCUUCGGGGCGGAUGUUCGCGCCUUAAUGCUGCAGGGUGUAGACAUAUUGGCGGACGCCGUCGCCGUGACGAUGGGCCCUAAAGGGCGUAACGUUAUCUUGGAGCAGAGCUGGGGUAGCCCGAAGAUCACAAAGGACGGUGUGACUGUAGCGAAAGGAAUCGAACUGAAGGACAAGUUCCAAAAUAUCGGAGCCAAGUUGGUACAGGAUGUAGCCAACAACACCAAUGAGGAAGCUGGGGACGGUACCACCACUGCGACCAUAUUGGCCAGAGCGAUAGCCAAGGAAGGGUUUGAGAAGAUCAGCAAAGGUGCAAACCCUGUAGAGAUCAGGCGUGGUGUGAUGCUGGCGGUGGAGAAGAUCAAGGACGAGCUGAGAACGCUGAGCAAACCGGUGACGACGCCCGAGGAGAUCGCACAAGUGGCGACGAUAUCGGCUAACGGCGACAACGCUGUCGGCAACUUGAUCUCCGACGCCAUGAAGAAGGUCGGGAAGGAAGGUGUCAUCACGGUGAAGGACGGCAAAACGCUGAACGACGAGCUGGAGGUGAUCGAGGGCAUGAAGUUCGACCGGGGCUACAUCUCCCCGUACUUCAUCAACUCCAGCAAAGGCGCCAAGGUCGAGUUCCAGGACGCGCUGCUCCUCUUCAGCGAGAAGAAGAUCUCGUCCGUGCAGAGCAUUAUACCGGCCUUGGAGCUGGCGAACGCCCAGCGCAAACCCCUCGUCAUAAUCGCCGAGGACGUGGACGGCGAGGCCCUGUCCACCCUCGUGGUCAAUCGUCUGAAGAUCGGGCUGCAGGUGGCCGCGGUCAAGGCGCCUGGCUUCGGCGACAACAGGAAAGCCACCCUCCAGGACAUGGCGAUAUCCACCGGCGGCAUCGUUUUCGGCGACGACGCCAAUCUCAUCAAACUGGAAGACGUCCAGCUGAGCGACUUGGGCCAAGUGGGGGAGGUCGCCAUCACGAAGGACGACACCCUCUUCUUGAAGGGCAAGGGAAAGAAGACGGACAUCGACAAGAGGGCCGAUCAGAUCAGGGAUCAGAUCGAGGAAACGACGUCCGAUUACGAGAAGGAGAAGCUGCAGGAACGCCUGGCGAGGUUAGCGUCCGGCGUGGCGGUCCUCAGGGUCGGCGGCAGCAGCGAGGUGGAAGUGAACGAGAAGAAGGACCGCGUGCACGACGCGCUCAACGCCACCCGCGCCGCCGUCGAGGAAGGCAUCGUACCCGGAGGUGGCACCGCUCUCUUGAGAUGCAUGCCGGCGCUCCGGCAACUGAAGCCGGCGAACUCCGAUCAGGAGACUGGGAUCAAGAUCGUGGCGAACGCGUUGCGCGUGCCGUGCCUGCAGAUCGCGCAGAACGCCGGCGUCGACGCCAGCAUCGUCGUGGCUAAAGUCACCGAAGGCAAGCUCGGCUACGAUGCGCUCAGGGACGAAUACGUCGACAUGAUCGAGAAGGGUAUCAUCGAUCCCACGAAGGUCGUGCGCACCGCGCUUGUCGACGCCGCGGGCGUCGCCUCGUUGCUCACCACUGCGGAGGCGGUGGUCACGGAGAUGCCGAAGGAGGAAACGCAGCCGCCGAUGGGCGGUAUGGGCGGUAUGGGCGGCAUGGGCGGUAUGGGCGGUAUGGGCAUGUAAAAGGAUAAAAAGCGGGAAGAUACACGACGCCGCCCGGAGCAGCGCAAAGACUGAGAAAAGGAGAGUUUACCGCGAUUAAUACACCGACGAUGCUUACACACGUGCGCGACGUCGUUGCGAGAAAGCGAGGGAAAAGGAGGGGAAAAGAAAGAAAGACACAAAACGCACCGGACAAUAGCGUUUCGUUUAGAACGGAGCUCACGCGGACGUGGUUUGUAGUACAUUACAAACGUUACAAACAGAUGAUGAGAGACACAUGCAGCAUGAUGAUCCAGUCGUUACACGAGACGUCGUUCUCGUGUCUGUUCUGUUCUUCGGAUUCGCAGCAUUUUAUAUACGUCACACAGCCGAUUCAUGUUUUUUUUUCUUUCUUUUCUUUUUUUUUAUUUUUAUUUGGAAACCCAAACGUAUGUAGUGCGUACAGACCGGUAUAUCUCGAAUAGGAGAUGCAUUUAAUGUAAGGACGCAUCGCUGCGUAGGAAAAUGAACUUGUUGAUAUGUUUAUACAGAUGGAGUUACAGUAUGUGUGUAAUUAACCAAUUACAGUAACGAUUUCUAAAUAAACUUCAGUUAUUUUA
Messenger RNA from Dinoponera quadriceps, 2473 nucleotides. RefSeq names its product 60 kDa heat shock protein, mitochondrial-like. Gene Ontology annotation, molecular function: ATP-dependent protein folding chaperone; ATP binding; protein-folding chaperone binding. Gene Ontology annotation, cellular component: mitochondrial inner membrane; mitochondrial matrix. Lineage: Eukaryota; Metazoa; Arthropoda; Insecta; Hymenoptera; Formicidae. The transcript is spliced from 5 exons. The record is from RefSeq and is a predicted model, not a curated record. Gene Ontology annotation, biological process: protein refolding; mitochondrial unfolded protein response; apoptotic mitochondrial changes. The coding region runs from base 189 to 1895 and encodes 568 amino acids.